AUGACGAAAAACCCAAAUCAUCCCCAUUGUUGGAAAAUGGGAGGAAUUGGAAAGACUACUCUAGCCAGAAAUGCUUACAAUGAUGCUGAAAUUAAGACCAUUUUUGAAGAUAAAAUGAUUUGGGUUUGUGUCUCAGACCCAUUUGACAUUGGUAGGAUUGCCAAUGAAACUAUUAAACAACUCACUCGUCAAACCCCAGCUGAUAAGAGGUUUCUAUUGGUACUAGACUAUGUGUGGACUACUGACUACAAGAAGUUUUCAAGAUUGGUGGUGUUGAAACUGGGAAGUACAGUUGUGGUGACAAUGCAGAAUGAGGAGGUGGCCAAAAUGAUUGGAGACACAAACAAGAUUUGCAUGGAUAAAUUGGCUGAAGAAGAUUGCUGGCUGUUGUUAAGAGAAAUAGCACUUUCUAACAGGAUGGAACAAACUUUUGGGAGUCUUUUGCAUGUUAAAGAUAUUGAAGAUUGGCUUGAAACGUUAACAAGUGAAUUAUGGGAGUUAAAAAAUGUGGAGGAAAGGAAUGAAACAGGGGUUGUGGGUUGGAAAAUGAAGGACCCUUUGAAAAUAAUGCCUUUGUCUUGA
Cannabis sativa is the source of this 582-nucleotide messenger RNA. Its product is annotated as putative disease resistance protein RGA3. Gene Ontology annotation, molecular function: ADP binding. NCBI's taxonomy places the organism in Eukaryota, Viridiplantae, Streptophyta, Magnoliopsida, Rosales, Cannabaceae. The record is from RefSeq and is a predicted model, not a curated record. Gene Ontology annotation, biological process: defense response to other organism. The coding region runs from base 1 to 582 and encodes 193 amino acids. The transcript is spliced from 4 exons.